This is a messenger RNA of Eleginops maclovinus (Patagonian blennie), 1353 nucleotides long. RefSeq names its product chromosome 19 C2orf50 homolog (gene cimip5). The transcript is spliced from 4 exons. Bases 84 to 542 code for a protein of 152 amino acids. The record is from RefSeq and is a predicted model, not a curated record. Lineage: Eukaryota; Metazoa; Chordata; Actinopteri; Perciformes; Eleginopidae.
AUCAGCACCCGAGGAAAGGAGCUGGCGUGCAAACCCAGCCGCUAUCUCUGCGUCACCUGGAACACAGGAGCAGCACAGGCGGCAUGGACCUGAACAACGUGAGGCGCGUUUCCUCUGCGGGAUACCGUUUACCGGAGCGAGCCAGGCCGAAAACAACAGAGUCUCUAGCGGACCGGGACCGGGCCCGCCUCGGGAAAGGAGACGCGGUGCCCGUGGAAAGGAACCCAGACAGGAGGGACCCCGUGAAGCAAGACCAGGUGUGGAAGGAGCUGGUGUGGGGGGAGAGGAGAGGAGUGCGGGAAUGGGAGAAGAACUGGAAUUUCCUCAGGAACUAUGAUCAGAUGGGGCGGCUGAAGCCAGAGAAGCCGUUACCAAGCUACGUGCCACUCUUCUCUGACCGCGUCCCCAACACCACCAACCAGAUGUUUGGCAGCAGGCUGUCCACUCCUCUGGGCAGCAAUCUGGUUAAACUGGACAGGCUUUCGCUCUGGUCUGGAAGCAACCACCGCCGCAAGCUGGACCCAGAGAUGCUGCCCUGCUAGAGCUCUGAACACCAGACUACUGUCACCUGGACCUGUGCACAUCAGAGCCAGACUGCACUGUCCUUAUGUAGGGACUAGAUGAGUUGGCUUGGUGUAGCACAAACGUUAGUAGAUUACAGACAUCUACUUUGAAGUAUAUCAGGUGGAAAUUAGGAAUAGUAAGAUUGGUUUUGCUGUCCUAAAUCUGCUAAUUUAUCAGUUAUAUCAUCCAAUGAUCAUACAGAAGUGUAUUCCUUUAUUCAUAGGUUUAGGUUUAGAAGUUAAUGUUGAAGACAUUUGCUCAGCGAUAAGACAGCUGAGAAGGGAAAUUUAAUUCAUGUCAUUCGAGCUCAAUCAGCUGUUUGAUCUGACACUUGAUAAACGAACCGGAUACCUGAUCAAAUUUAGAUGAGUGUCACCACCUCAUUACAUCGUUCUCUGCGCACUCAAAACAGUGACAAAAAAACUAGAAAAACAAAUUCCAGCAAAGAGUUUAGAAACAUAAAAUGGGAGUGUUUCUUGCCGAUGCUAUAAGCCUAUAGUAUAUAUUGUUGUGUUUUCUUUUUUCAUUUCAAUUUUAAAUGCCUUAAAAAGCUGUCACAUAUUAAUAUGUUUGCCAUGAUGUUCAAGCCAUUGAUCCAUGUUGGACGCAUGGAAUUCUAUUCCUUUAUUUUGUGUGCUUUUUAUGAGGAUAUAGCUUUCACUGACUCAUCUGCACCUUAUGUGUUGUAACAGCUUUAAAAUACUUUUAUGUAUAUUGUUAUAAAUCACUGCCCUUAUGUCUACAUUUGAAGAAAAAUGUUGUCCAUGUUGAAUUUUGAAAACAUAUGAU